Messenger RNA from Ipomoea triloba (trilobed morning glory), 2231 nucleotides. RefSeq names its product two-component response regulator-like APRR2. Gene Ontology annotation, biological process: positive regulation of DNA-templated transcription; phosphorelay signal transduction system. Lineage: Eukaryota; Viridiplantae; Streptophyta; Magnoliopsida; Solanales; Convolvulaceae. The record is from RefSeq and is a predicted model, not a curated record. The coding region runs from base 254 to 1954 and encodes 566 amino acids. The transcript has 12 exons. Gene Ontology annotation, molecular function: transcription cis-regulatory region binding; DNA-binding transcription factor activity. Gene Ontology annotation, cellular component: nucleus.
ACUCUCUCUCUCCUCUUGAAUUUUGUUUCUCCCUCUCUCUUUCACAGUCUAUGUACUGCCUAUUUCUCUCUCUUUGGUAUCUGUUUCUUUCUGUACAGCUAGAUACAACAUCCCUAAGUGCAAGCUAGAAAUCAAGUGAGCAAAAGCUCCUCUCUUUUUUGGAAAUUCAUCAGAGUAGUGAUUAGAUGAUGCUGUUAAGUGGUCAUAUUUUGAGUGGAAAGGUUGCCUGAGAAGGAUAGGAUGCCAAUCAGCAAUGGUUUGCACUGCUAAUGAUUUAUUGGAUUGGAAAGAUUUCCCUAAGGGCCUUAGGGUCCUCCUCCUUGAUGAGGACACCAAUUCUGCUGCUGAGAUGAGAUCAAAGCUUGAGGAAAUGAACUAUAUAGUUUCUACAUUCCAAAAAGAGAAUGAAGCUUUAUUGGCAAUCUCAAACAAAUCUGAGGCAUUUCAUGUUGCAAUCAUAGAGGUCAAUACCAGAAACAGCAAUGAGGCAUUCAAAUUUCUUGAAACUGCUAAAGAUUUGCCCACCAUAAUGACCUCAAAUAUCCACUGCCUUAAUACCAUGAUGAAGUGCAUUGCGCUCGGUGCAGUUGAGUUUCUUCAGAAACCCCUAUCAGAUGACAAAUUGAGGAAUAUAUGGCAGCAUGUUGUUCAUAAGGCAUUCAAUGCAGGGGAAAAGGAUGUGUCUGAGUCGCUUAAGCCUGUCAAAGAAUCCAUAGUUUCGAUGUUACAGCUCGAAUCAAGAAACAGCGGUGCAGAUGCGCAGAACUCUAAUGAAACGAUUCGAGAAAACAGCCAGGAGUUUUCAGCAGACUCUGAUAAAUACCCGGCCCCUUCCACUCCACAACUGAAGCAAGGCGCAAGGUCGCUUGAUGAUUGUGAAUGCCUGGAUCAAACUAACUUCUUGAUGGAACGCGAUAGCGUGGAUCGAGAUGAGGAAUCUAAAUCUGUCGAAACUACUUGUUGCAAUUCCGGUUCUAGCACUAAUCCCGCAAUUAGUCCACCCGUGUCACUAGUAGAAGCUAGCAUCAAGGGGGGGUGUAAAUCGAGCCCUGAUCAUAAGAGUCGGACCGAAAAUUCUACUUCUCUGCAGAGCACCGAUGCUCCUCUAAAUGUCAGCAAUGAAUCUGCUGCGCCUAACAAACUGUCUAGAGUGAAUAGCUCGAGUGGGACGAAGGUUAAUAAAAAGAAAUUAAAGGUAGACUGGACACCGGAACUGCACAAAAAGUUUGUACAGGCAGUAGAGCAACUCGGUGUCGAUGCAGCCAUUCCUUCUCGAAUACUAGAAGUGAUGAAAGUUGAAGGAUUGACGAGACAUAACGUGGCGAGCCAUCUUCAGAAAUACAGAAUGCACCGUAGGCAAAUUUUGCCAAAAGAUGAUGCAAAAAGAUGGCCUAAUCCAAGAGAUUCAACACAAAGGAGUUGUUUCCCACGCGAUCCUAUAUUGGCCUUCCCGCCAUACCAUUCUCCGUAUUCCAUCCCGAGUGAUCAAUACUAUCCUGCCUGGGUACAACCAGGCAGUUAUCCAAGCGGUGUCCAGAUGUGGGGCUCGCCUUACCACUAUCCCGGAUGGCAGUCUACAGAUAAUUGGCACUGGAAACCCCAUCCCGGGGCACACGCCAAUGCUUGGGGCUGUCCGGUUAUGCCAUCGCCUCAGGGGUCAUAUCCAACAUAUCCUCAGGUGAACACUUGGAACAAUCUUUCGACAUUGCAGAAUGCAUCUGGAUAUUACAGGGCUGAUGGAGUGCAGAACAGAUACCACAUGCUGGAAAAGUCAUUUGAUUUUCAGCCUGCAGAGGAGGUGAUUGACAAAGUAGUGAAAGAGGCUAUAAACAAGCCAUGGCUGCCACUGCCAUUGGGACUAAAACCACCCUCCACUGAGUGUGUCCUCAACGAGCUCCUGAAACAAGGCAUCUCCACCAUCCCUCACAAGAUCAACGGCUCACACACGCGCUGACGUGGCAAACAUAAUUCUUCUGGGCCCAACUGUUCCGGCCCAGCACGUGGCUACAGUGGUCCAAAAGGACAAUGAUGGAAGUGGGCCAGCCCUACCACUGUUUCAUCUGAAUCCCGAAACAAAGCAAGAUCCAUUUCUGAUCCAAUCAAAGAUUCCGUUUCCCCGUUGGCUUUUUCUAACUUUACACGUGCGGAGAAGAAUGAGCCACGUAUCCCAUUUUGAGUGUUGUAAAUUAAACAUAAUACGGAGUAAUAAUUAACACUUUUUCUUAUUCACA